Molecule: messenger RNA, 3731 nt
Organism: Ochlerotatus camptorhynchus
Lineage: Eukaryota; Metazoa; Arthropoda; Insecta; Diptera; Culicidae
Exons: 5
Coding region: 406-3366 (986 amino acids)
Source: RefSeq, a predicted model, not a curated record
AGGACAAAAUUUCUGGGCGCAAAAAGUACGACGCGAGUUCGACUCCUUCCGAGCUGCGGUGUAUUUUAUGACCCUGGUGUCUAGUUCCCGUGCAAAUUCGUCCGGAAUUGUGCUCCCGAUUGAAGUUGGAAUCGUACCCUUCGAGGCGCAGGCGAAGUUGUCGGUGAAAAUCGUGAAAUACCGUACGUUUGGUGGAUUCAAGUGAACGCGACUUGGUCGGUCUUGAAAUUGUGGUGUAAACAAAAAAAAAAGCGUGCAUCAUCAAUACAGUGACAAUCGUGGUACGGGUUGAUUAGCGGCUAGCGUUCCGCCCCCACCAAGAUCUCUUUCGGUGACGGCAGUGCGCGCGAAUGCUUUGAACAGCACUCCGGAAGAUCAUCAUCUCUACGUCGGCCCCGGUGGGUAAUGAUAAUGAAAGAGUGGUCCGAUCUGCUCCGGGAAAUCAAACAGUGCACCGACGAGGACGAGAUGGAGUUUUGCGAGGACUUUGCCAAGCUGCAGAUGAUUUUCAACCACACGAAUCAGUUUGUGCGGACGUUCGAUAAGAUUGUGUUCCAUGGAGGAAACGAACCGUACAUCAUCGAGAUUGUGGCGCGGCUGGUAAAGUACCUCCGGGUCCGGCGCUAUCUGAACGAGAACAACAAACCGAUUAAAGAAUGCGAGCAUCAGCUGCGGAAGAUUACGCUGUUUAUGGUGCUGAAUACGGACGUCAGUUUCAAGUUUGACUUGUCCAGGGAUACGAAGCUGUGCCACCUGCUGAAUACAGUUCCCCAGCUGACGAAAUGCCUGCUAAUCAAUUGCAUUUGGGGGGCCAGUUUGGAUGAGUACUUUUACGAGAUUCUGUCGUACACGCCACAGUGGUUCAUGAUGCAGUUUAUGGACCAGGCGGUAACCAGUUUGAAGUUUUCGAAGCCGUUUGAGAUUCUGGAACGAGUGGAAUCGAUGGCAAAGGCGAUCUACUUCAGCAUCUGCCGGACGGAUAACGAUUGGAAGAAGGUCGAUCGAAAUCGGUUUGUCGAGCAGCAGCGAACGCUUUCAAAGUUGUUCGACUUUCUGAUGGAGCUGCUGCGGUUCUUCAAUACUCCGGAUACGGGCAAGUUCGAGCGGUGGUCCCGGUUGAGUAUGCACCGGUAUUAUGGAUUUGCGUUGAAGCACAUGUUCAGCAUCGUGUUGUACUGUAUGGAUUUGUAUCUGAACAAGAGCCUGUUCAAGGUGGACGAGAAGAUGGCGAUCUACCAGAUUAUGGACGAGAAGCACGUACCGAAGAAGGAGAUCCCGGAACAGUACUCCCAAGGGACGGAUGGACAUCUGAUGAAGAUCAACAACUGCCUGCUGAAUACUUUGCAAACCUGCGUGAUGGAAGUGACCGUCGAUGGGUUCAUGUACUGGGUUGAGAUUGACGUAUCUGUGGGAGCGAACGGAGACAAGGUCACCCUGCAGCAGUUCAUCGGUGAAUCGGCCUUCAAGCUUUGUGACAUGCUCAAAGACAAUGAGAUCCUUAAGCACAACGUUCUAAAACAGUUGCCAGCCAUCUCUCUGCGGCCGAAAUCCCAAGCCGAAAAAGCCAUGGAACUGUCUAUGCGAGACCUGAUGGAAAAGCUCGAAACCUGCCGGGAGCUGUUCGAACGGAGGCUCUUCUUCAACGAAUUCCUCCGCCGCGGUGCUCAGGUUUUCGGCAACUUCGAAUGUCUGGACCUGAUCGAUCAGAACAUGGACCUCAUUUCCGGCGAUAAUGUCCGGAAGCUCAUCGAAUACGACAAUCGACCGCUCGACGAAGACGAAAUGGAGCCGGACGGACCUUCCGAAGAGGCAGCCAAACUCCGCGAACUGAUCCUGAAAUCGAUCGAUUACCUUCUCCUCGAGGAAGCCAACACCCUGAUCAAGUUUAUGAUCGCAACCUACGGGCUGGAGUACGAUCGCUACCAAACGCCCACCCUCGUCGAAGAGAUCAUCGAGUACACCAAUCGCUUCAACUCCAGUUCCAUGCAUCUCGGCGACGACGAAUCCGACAUCCCGCUGCGGCUUAUCUUCCAGUGUCCCUCCUUGUUCUACCAACGGCUGACCCGUUCCCUGUACGAUACGGGCUUCAACAAUGCCAACUACAUCUUCGCCAUCACCCAGGUGAUCGCCAAAACCAAAUCCUUGUCGGUGCCCUAUCUCAGUGCCCAAGUCCGCUCCCUUCUGUCCGGUCAGUUCGAAAUCACCAAAUCCAACUCCCUUUCGGUGUUCGUCCUCAAACUCUUCGGGCUGGACCUCUUCGAGCGGAAUCACUUCCUUCAGGGCUAUCUCCUGCAAGGCGUCGACGAAGCCUUCCGCCAGUCCAACCUGAUUGCCUUGACCGAAGUGCUCGGUCUGAUGCAUCUGGUCAUCGACAAGAAUCUCAACGGGUUCAAACUAGAUUCGCUCAAACAGGUCACCCUGAAGCUGGCGGAAAUAUCCGAAAAACUACGCUACGACGUUACCAAACUGGAACCGACGCACCCGCACGGAAUCGAGCGCAUCACGCUGCUCGAAAAGAUCCUGAAGAUCAUUCCCGGACCGGUGCGGAUGCUGCGAUCGCUGAAGGAAGAAUCCAAACGCCGCUUCCGGGAGCAAACGGAGCGCUUCACUCAGAUUUCCAAGUACUACUUCCAUCGGGUGUUUGUGGAUUACGCGGCCGGGCAAACGCCGCAGGAGUUCGCCAAGUUCCUGCACCAGGGAGCCAUCGAUGAAAACACUUCCCAGACUCACGUGCGGCUGUUCCUGUCCAAGACCCUUGUCCAGUGUACGGCGUCGGAGGCGGAGCGGCUGGCACGGGAUCCGCUGCUGCUGCCACAUAUCAACGAUUCGGUGCUGAUCAUCCUGGUGCUGUUGGUGGAGAACGAAAACCACUACGAGUGCAUCAAGAGCUGUCUGGCGAACUAUCUGCAUGUGGUGCAGAAACACCUCCUCCCACCGCUACUCCUACCGGAAGCCAACCCAGCUGACCGCAUCGCGCUCGUCAAGUUCCUUAACAAGCUGAUCGCCAAGCUCCCCUCAGUCACCCGGGACCGGCUCCUUGCAGCGCUAAGCUUUGGCCUGUCGGCAAUCGUACAACAGUUCCGCACGGUGGAUUCCUCGCUAGAUCUCAGCGAGAUCGAAAAAGUAUUAAACCUGAAACAGCUGCAAUCUUCGGCGGAGGCCGCAGUAACGUCGAAGCUUCGCCAUCAACAUCUGAACCGCAGCGAUUCGUCUUCACCGCCGUCGUCGUCUACUCCGUCACCGCGUCCGCCACCGUCGUCGGUGGAAACCCAACAGCAGCAGCAGCAGCCCAACGGAACGAAAGAGGACAGCGUGGGUUCCACGGCUGACGCUACCUCGGCGGUCACGGCAAUGGUGACGGAAUAGUUUAGGUAAUAUGGGGAUUAUUUAAGGUAAGAAUCAAAUGAACUCUCGUUAAGUGGCUUCCGGCUGAAGAAACGUUCGCGCAACACAACGGUAAGUUAGGCUAAGCAAGCAAGUACACACGCAGACAUUCAACACAGAAAAAAUACGGGACAAAGCAAGUAAACGUGAUUUUAUUUUUUCUGGCGCUCUCGAGGAGGAUGACAGAGACAAACAUUAUUUAUGUUCUUUUUUUCCGGUGAAAUUUCCUAAAUUCUAGUUGUUGCUACAUUUUGUCGUAUUCCUUUUUCUUUCGCAACCACUAAAGGUAUCUUUGAAAGCUAUACAAUGCUUAAUAAACCAUUCUAAAAACGUGUACGUAUCGUCUA